Messenger RNA from Glycine soja, 1060 nucleotides. RefSeq names its product ethylene-responsive transcription factor 1B-like. Lineage: Eukaryota; Viridiplantae; Streptophyta; Magnoliopsida; Fabales; Fabaceae. The transcript has a single exon. Gene Ontology annotation, molecular function: DNA binding; DNA-binding transcription factor activity. The coding region runs from base 108 to 854 and encodes 248 amino acids. The record is from RefSeq and is a predicted model, not a curated record. Gene Ontology annotation, biological process: regulation of DNA-templated transcription; ethylene-activated signaling pathway.
AAAUACUUUAAAACACACACACAAUUCAGUGACAUUUAACUAGCUACAGCUUCAAUACUUGAAUCUUGAAACUUCAAAAAUUGUUGUGUGCACGUUCAUUCCCAGAGAUGGAUUUAGACUUCGAUUCCACUUUUUUCUUGAACCAAAACCUUAGCUUCUUCUCAGAAAACUCCUCUGUUUGUGGAGACCCUUUUUCUUGGGACAACAACUUUGUCUUGGAUGAUAUCUUCAACUUGAGCGACAAUUCGUCACAAUCACAAACCAAGGAAACAUCCUCGGCGUCCAAUGUUUCCAGUUCUAUUGGUAGCGUCGAGUUACAAGAAGUCUCAUCCAACACGACUUAUGAAGAAGUGAAAGAAGGACAAUCAGUAUCAUUAUCAUUGUCGUCAUCAUCAUCGUCACUACCGUUGCUGCCUUCGCAACAAGCGAAGGAGCAAAAGAUGUACAGAGGAGUGAGGAAGAGGCCGUGGGGGAAAUUCGCGGCCGAGAUAAGGGAUUCCACUCGAAACGGCGUUCGAGUGUGGAUUGGAACCUUUGACACAGCCGAAGCCGCAGCUCUGGCUUACGACCAAGCCGCGUUCUCCACGAGAGGGUCUCUCGCGGUGUUGAAUUUCCCAGAGGAAGUGGUGAGUGAGUCCCUCAAAGACAUGCCAAGUAAGCCAUGGGAAGAAGGUUCCUCCCCUGUUUUGGCUCUUAAGAGAAAACACACUAUGAGGAGAAAGUCCAAUUCUAAGAAGAAGAGCAAGAUUGAUCAGAGGGAACAAUUAGAUUUCAGCAGCAGUUCGCAAAAUGUGCUGGUGUUCGAGGAUUUGGGUGCUGAGUACCUAGAACAGCUCUUGAGUUUGACUUCUUAGCCUCUCUGUUUUUGCAAUUGUUUAUAAACAAAUUUUUACUUUGUAAUUCUUUCAUGACUGGAUCAAAAUGUAUUAUUCGGUUCGAGAAUGAAAAGGUAAAUUGCGUCUUAAAAUCCUUUUUGGUCAUAUCCUUUUCUUGUUUAACUUUUUUAGAAAUAAUCCUUGUUGUAACCUUUAUGAAUAACAUUACUCAACUUUUUUUUUCA